GAGGUGUACGUAACGCCAUUUUUGACGUGACAGCGGUGGCAGAGAAUUCUCCAGAAGCCUUGUUUACGAGCUGAAUUAGUACAGAGUACUUUUUACACCGAGUGUCCGACGUGAGAGGAUGGGGAAUGUCUUUGCAAACCUGUUUAAAAGCCUGUUUGGGAAGAAGGAGAUGAGGAUCCUCAUGGUGGGCCUGGACGCUGCCGGCAAAACCACCAUCCUUUACAAACUCAAACUGGGAGAGAUUGUCACCACAAUUCCCACCAUAGGUUUUAACGUUGAGACGGUUGAGUAUAAGAACAUCAGCUUUACAGUGUGGGACGUCGGCGGUCAGGACAAAAUCAGGCCGCUGUGGAGACACUACUUUCAGAACACGCAAGGACUGAUCUUUGUAGUGGACAGUAACGACAGGGAGCGAGUGAAUGAAGCGAGGGAGGAACUGACGAGAAUGUUGGCAGAAGAUGAGCUGCGGGAUGCUGUGCUUCUUGUUUUUGCAAAUAAACAGGACCUGCCUAACGCGAUGAACGCUGCUGAGAUCACAGACAAGCUGGGGCUUCACGCGCUGCGUCAUCGCAACUGGUACAUACAGGCAACAUGUGCCACGAGCGGAGACGGUCUCUACGAGGGCCUCGACUGGCUCUCCAACCAGCUUAAGAACCAGAAAUGAACCAUUCCACCCAUCUCUUAAUCUGUGUAUGCAUGUGUAUAUGCUUUUGUGUGUUCGUGUGUGUGGAUAUGCUCUGUAUGACUGAGUGGAACGUGUUUACCUGAAGUAUGUGCGUGAGCGUGAAUGUGUGUUUAAAAUACGAAGGAUUUCGUGUGCUCGAAUUGAGGACGGACCCCCGCGUGCCUUUCACACACCCCUCCUACAAAACCGGCUCACAUACCUUCAUUCACACUCUUGUUUUCCCCCAUUCUCAUUCUCAGAUGAAUGUGGAUUUUACACAAUGGAGAAAUUAGGGUUUGCAGCCUGCUUUCUAGCACUGAUUUUGACUUCCCCCUAUCAACUACUCCUUGCUUCUCAUCUGUUAAAUCCCUUUCAGUGUCUGAAGGGUUGAUCUGUUGUUUUAACAGGGCUGUCAUGGUCGACAUAAUAAUGUAAAACCAUCAGUUAUUCUGGAAUAUCUUUAUAGGUGUCUGUUCCUUUAUUUUUUACUCCAAUUUAAUACUCUUUUUAUUUGAUUUUCCUUUAUAUUUAUCCUAGUCAGGGUUGCAGCAGUCUGAACACCCUGGAAUAAGGUAGGAACAUCCUGCACAGGGCACCAAUCCAUCACAGGGCUUCAGCCAUCCCUUGCUUUUUCAGGCAUAGCCAGUCAUGUCAGUCAUGCCUGGCUGGUCAAUAGCACUGCUGAGAUUCAAACCCAGAUGUUAUUAGUGCUAUUUUUAGAAACUACAUGCCUGGGUAUUGCAGUGUAACCAUUGAUCUGGGUUAGAACGUCAGCGGUGCUAUCGGGUGGCCAGGCAUAUACGCGGACAAGAUUGACUAUGUCUCAAGAAAAGAGGGCUGGCCUAAGCACUGUGAUGGAUUGGCGUACUGUCCAGUGUGUUUCUGCUUUGCGUCCAGUGACCCCAGUGGAGCCAGGCCCGCUGUGACUCAGACUAAGAAAAGGCAUUUGAAAAUAUGUCAUAGCAGUCUGUCUGAAACACACGUCCAAAAAAAGGUACUUGUGGUUCUGCUAUAAAUAUACCGAAAUUAUGAAAUUAGGAGCUCCUAAAACACAAGUGACACUGUCCACAGUCGAGCAAACUCAUCUCUAUGGGUUUAGAGAUUGUGGUGAAAAAAAGAGAAGCCCCUGCUUUUGGUUCUGAUUUUUCCGUGUGAUCAGUAACACAUUUAAGUCAAGCUUUAGGGUGCUGAUUUUGGAGAAGGACUCUAAGCCCAUGACGAUAUAAAUCAUGCUUGAUGGAGGACAUUGUCACCUGUGUAUUUUUUUUUAUUUAUGGUUGAUCUACUUUUGGUGGUUUUUGAAUUACAUCUAACAAUCCAGGCACAUUUCUUCUCAGCAUGAGAUGACAGCUUGAGUUUUCUUUCUGACCUUGUCAAAAUAAAACUGUUUAAUGUAAUUUUAUACACCAAAUCAUUACUCUGGUGGUGAAAUUCUACAAAAAAUUUUUUUAAAUGCAAAAUCCAUGAUUGUGCAAAGCCAGACUCCAAACUGCUUGGUCAGAAAAAGUACAGAGUGUGAGGUAGCUGAUAUGAUGGGAAAUCAAUACAGGCACUUUAAAGCUUGUAUUGGAGCGCAGGAGCAGGUCCAUUCUAGGCAAUAACCUCAUAUAAUCCACCACAAGUGUUACAGGCGUGCCGGAUAUGGGACAGAUGUUUAUUUUUUUCUACAGGUUCACUUUUAGUAUAUUUUAGAGGAAAAAAGCAAACAGAAAUUUCACCCUGGUUGGUUUAGGCAUAGUAAGCACAGCUGUAACCUGUAUCAGGUUGGGAAGAUCAUUUUCCAUCCUCGAUUGUCCUUUUGUUGUCUUUUCUUUCUUUCCCCUCUGGUUUGCAAAUUAGUUUUCAUUCCUGAGCUCGCGCGAGAUGGUGUAGGUUGUAAAAAUGAAAGUCAAGUGUGUCUGGGUUCUGUACACUACCUUUAAAUCAAGCACAAUCAUAGAUGCUUAACAUUCCCCUCUCAAACCUUUUGGAUUUGAUUUCAAUUAAAAACUCUAAAAUUA
This is a messenger RNA of Trichomycterus rosablanca, 2664 nucleotides long. It is a transcript of the gene arf2b, whose product is annotated as ADP-ribosylation factor 2b. Gene Ontology annotation, molecular function: GTP binding; GTPase activity. Gene Ontology annotation, cellular component: cytoplasm; plasma membrane. The coding region runs from base 119 to 664 and encodes 181 amino acids. The transcript has 5 exons. The record is from RefSeq and is a predicted model, not a curated record. Lineage: Eukaryota; Metazoa; Chordata; Actinopteri; Siluriformes; Trichomycteridae. Gene Ontology annotation, biological process: intracellular protein transport; vesicle-mediated transport.